This is a messenger RNA of Patiria miniata (bat star), 9121 nucleotides long. RefSeq lists its product as uncharacterized. The record is from RefSeq and is a predicted model, not a curated record. The transcript is spliced from 9 exons. Gene Ontology annotation, molecular function: nucleic acid binding; zinc ion binding. The coding region runs from base 190 to 8007 and encodes 2605 amino acids. NCBI's taxonomy places the organism in Eukaryota, Metazoa, Echinodermata, Asteroidea, Valvatida, Asterinidae. Gene Ontology annotation, cellular component: nucleus.
GUACAGUUACCAUACUAUGGGUACCUGCUGCCAAAUUGCUGCCCUGAAACUGAAAGAUCUAAGAUGAAACUGCGAAGGAGUCUCUCUCAUUUUGAUUGAAAUAAGGGAUACUUAUUACCUGUUUAUGGCGUAUGUGUGUAAAUUACAUAUUGUAGAUGAAGAAUUUCGUCACUAGAAUUUGUAUUCGACAUGGCGAAUAAAGAUAACUUACCCCAGCCGAUAGCAGACCUGUUCUCCACGGCCGCCGUGCGCGCCGGGCAAGGCUGGAAAAAACUUCCAUUUCGAGUUGCUGUGACAAGUGGCCCAGUUUCCGGACGGGCAGAAACCGUCACAGACGUGACCGCAGGUUCCCAAACAAGGCAAAGCCUGAACCUUGACAAGGAAUUGCCAUUGAUGUUGAGUGGAGCGGUGACCAGCAGGGAAGGAUCAACAGCGUCAGCAUCGCCAGGAAUGCACGUUAGCUUAACGAAGCCAACGUUGUUGAGCAAAACGGAGGAAGAGUUGUUACAGGAGCAACUUUUUGCCGCACGCAUGAUGGGUGUUCCUGUUACAGUAGCCGGUAAUAUUGUGGGCACUCUUCGCUCAAGUAGUCUUGUCAGUAGUAGCAUUAGCAGUAGGCCUACUACUUCUCUGAGUACACAGCAAAAUGUGACGAAACAAACGUCGUUAGAACCCGCACAGCAGGCCCAGGCACACUUGAUUGCCACAGCCUUCUAUAACACGGUCAAGCCAUUAUUGCCAUCAUCAGUGAAUGAAACAAUACAGGUAGCAUCUCAAAUCCAACAGCUAACGGAACAGCAGCAGCAACUACUUGCACAACUGAACAGGCAUCAGCAGCAGCAGCAGCAGCAAGAUCUUAUCUUACAGGCCCCUCAGCAGCUUCCAGGGCCGACAGCAACACUCAAUAUGUCCAGUAUUAAAGUACAGCCACAAAAGUGGUCCAACCGAACUCAGACCAUCACGGCCAACAAAAAUGCCAGUGCAGACCAAGGCCAGCAUUUAAGACAGUCAUCGAGGAUCGCAUCUGCUUGUCAAAUUAGAGCUGGUUCUGAUAUCUCAAACGUACCCGAGAGGCAAACUGGUAGUUUACAAGGGCGACAAGUAAUAAGUUCUACCUCCAACUUCACGGGUCUUCAAGACCCGCGACUCACUGCAGUCAGUUAUCCUGUCCGCAGUUCACCUAUGGCAUCUACGACGGCUAGCGUUUUGGAACCACAAAAACAGGCUUUGGUACUUUUGGAAAAGGCCAGAGCACCUUUGUCAGUUGAAGUUCAGAAGACGCAGUCUCUGGAAGUACUGCAGUCGCUGAAAGCGGACGGUUACAUUGACAGUCCAAACAGGGAUAAAAUUGUCAUGGGGGCUGCCAAAGUUGAGCCAAAACCUGAUGAUGUGGAUGAUAUCAGCACCAUUUGGCCAAGCACAUUAGAGGAAGAUUGGAAUGAGCCAGAACCUGCUCCUGAAACUCCAAGCCAUAAAGGUCGAGAAGGCACAAGUGCAUCAAAAUCAUCUCCUAAUUCCAAUAGGCUUCGAUCUCCUGAUUCCGACCAGCUUCGAGGCAGAAAAAAGUCCAAAUCGCAGCAGUCAAGGCAGUCUUCAGGGAGCGUUCUCAAAGGAAUAGGCAAACCUACAGAUGGAGCGCCAAAGAGCCCAUGGCAUGCCAGUGUCGAUGCCUUCCUCAAAAGUACCAAACGGGAACCAGAUGCUGAGUUUAAGACACCAGUGGACUCCCACAGAAAACGUCAGCUGCAGACACCUGAAGUCUCCAACCCUGUUCCUGUGAUCUCAACCAGUCUGUUUUCAACUGCUGCUUCAGCCGAGAUCCCUUUCCUGUCAGAGACUGAUACGGACGAGACCAUCUCCUCCAUCGACCGGAGGGUAGAGAUGCUGAAGAAGCAGAAGGAACAGAUUCUCCAGGAUCAGAUGGAUGAGUUCUGUAAGGAAAUCAACAAGUUUGAUGAUGUGGCUAUUGAAGGCGGGCCAUCAGCCAUGCAAAAGAAGACAAUGCCAAACCAGAAAGGGGUGAGCCUAGACAAGGACAGAGACAGAGCCAGGUCGAAAGAGCGAGACAAAUCAAGACUGGAUGACAGAGAUAAGGAGAGGGACCGAUAUGGUGACAGAGACAGAGACAGGGGGAUGGGGACAAGAAGUCCACCGAGGAUGCGGCCGACGGAUGCAAAGAGGUCUAGGUCCCAAAGUCAUCAUCGAGAGGUGGAGAAGAGGAAACCGGCCUACAAGUCCCCGCCAUCCCCAAAGAGGUCACGAAGCGGGAGCCUGGAGAAAAUGAAGAGGGAUCCAGCUAAAAACAAGGAAUCACCCAAGGAGAUUGAAAAGAGACAAGGGAGGUACCCUUCAAGUGAUCGGCAAGUCUCAACGGAGAGGAGAAGCAGCCACAGCCCUGAGAGGAAGCGCAAGAGACCUGAUGUGAAGAUGGGUGAAGUAUUCAUCGACGGCAGGUGGCAGCGUUCGGCUCUGAUAACACCACCACCAGCAAGUAAAAGACAAGAAAAUUUUCCGACAGGGAACAAAGGUAACACCAGGGAUUCAGAGGCAAAGAAGAUUCGAACAAAGAAAGAUGAAAAUGAGGAUGCUAAGAUGGAGACGGAGAAGAUUGACACGCCUUUAGAGAAAGCAAAUCAAGAGAAGAAAGCCACACCUUCAAAAACUGAUGAACAGAAAGAUGAAGGGAACAACUUAAGUUCUAGAGCAACAGAAAAGGACAACAUGCCGUCCAGAGCAACAGAUAAGAAGGAUAAGCUAAAAAACGAUACGUCAACCAAGAUCACAGAAAAGAAAGAUGAAAAAGCCACACCCGUCAAAGCUACUGAAAAGGCAAGGGAGAAAGACGUCACACCCAUUUCAAUGAAAGAGAAGGAAAAGCAGAGUACCACGCCUUCCAGAACAGAAGAGGAGCAGAAAAAUGCCACGUCCUCAACAACUGGAAAGGAGAAGAAAGACGAAACCUCAAAGAUGAGAGAGAAAUCCAGCAGUGAUGCAAAACAGAAACCUGUAGGGACAUCAAAACAGAAACCUGCAGGGGCAUCAAAACAGAAACCUGCAGGGACAUCUGCCAAGGCACAGAGACAGGCAGGAGUCCCCAAACUUGGCUCCAGAACCAUGCAAGAAGUUGAUGUCGUCGGCUUUACUGAAACAUCAGCUGUGUCAAAACCCUUGAAGAUGACGGCAAUGAGCAGUGACAUCGCAUCUGCUGCUGCUGCUGCACAAGCAUCGUCAAGCAGGGUCGCAGUGUCCGUCAAGAAAUCAGCCAAUUCAGCUGGUGUCACUGCUUCGCCAUCAAGUCAACUUUCAGAUGUAGCUGCUUCUUUUCCCAACUCCACAACUCCAACUACCAAAAUAUCCAGUCUCCCACCCGCAGCGGAAAGCAGCAAGCAACCAACAGAUCCAUCAUCGGGCAAUAGUUCUUCAAAUUCAUCAGCAUCAACUAACAAAACAGUUGGAGAUGGGCCGACAAUUGGCGAGAACAGCAGGAAGAGAAAAGGAGAGAUGGAGACCGAGGAAGUGCCGCGUAAAGUUCCUGCGAUGUCGGGCGACUCAUCUGUGGCUCUUGAAAUCAAAGACAGUAGCAUCCCUCACCAGAUGGGACUCCUGAAGGCGCUAGGUGUGGAGAAGUACGUACAGGACAAGGUGAUGUUGGAAUGGUUCUGCUAUGUGUGCGGCUCCAUCUGUCAUACUUUGAAGGUAUACAUGACGCACAUUGUUGGUCGCAAACACAAGUACAGGUACAGCACAUUGCUGAAGGCCAACUUUGCGACCAUGGAGAAAGAGCUCAUCUCCAAACUGAAGCUCCUGCCCAAGCAGGGUUCGGAGGCUACCCUACGAAGCAGCAUCCUUGGACAGAGCUUGGGUCUUGCCGCACAGCAAAACCUGAGUGUGUCUCCACAGGCUGGUCGUAGUGAGCGUUCCUACUGCAAGAUAUGCUUCACUCAUUACUCCUGCAGUCAUGACGAACAUGUGAGCUCAGCGGAACAUAAGAAGUUGGAGCUCAUUCGUCCCCGCUGUGGCCCGUGUAACCUUAUCUUCGCAAAGAUCAAGGCAUAUCACAAGCAUAUUACCUCAUUGGCACAUAAAAAGAACGUUGCAGCACAGGAGAAGCCUGCUGCACCUGUUUUUGGUCGUGUGACUAAUCAACCUGCAAUGGGCAACAGCAGCGUGAGCGCCGCAGAUGCAGGGAAGAUACAGUCUCAACAGAAGCCCAAUGUCAUUGGGUCAGAGUUUAUCACACCCAUUUCCGGCUUCUUCUGCAAACUGUGCUCCAAGUUCUACAACAACGAGAAUACAGCCCGGGAAGUCCACUGUGCCACGGCCCACCACAUCGCUAAAACUCAGCAAUACUAUGCCAGCAGAAACCAGUCAUCGGGAACCAGCUUUAAAGCUAGUCAGGGCACUUCAAUGUCUGCAUCCGCACAGGCUGCACUUGCCGAAGACAUCCCAACUGAGAGCAGUGUAGGUUUGGAGAGCAUGUCUGAAGAUGCAGGCGUCGGUGCUUCGGUGCACAAAAAGUCUGCUGGAAGUCGCUCCAGCAGUGCCUUUCAGCCAAGUUUUGCCCAGAGCAUGUUCUCAGUCGGGCAGGUGAUUGCAGUUGGGGCGUCAUUGAGGUGCGAUCGUCCAGACAAACCAGAGUUGCCUCGGCCAAUCUCCAAACCAGGUGAAGUUGCAUCAGAGACAUGGACGGAAGCAGAGUCUCAGAUGGAGAUAGUGACAGCAGCAGCUGAGAGAGAGGCAGGAAAGACUGUGACCAUUGCAGGUCCCAGAUUCACAGAGGCUGUAUACAUGGAAGCUGAAGAGGAGGCCAACAAGCCUGAUGUAGUGUUGCCAACCAGGAAAAACAGGCCAAAGGAAACAGUGUCUAAAGCUACUGAAGGGAUACCGAGAAAGUCAGGGGAUUCUAAGCACGAGAGAGGAGCUACUCUCAAGGAUAAUAAGGUGGAGGCAGAUAAACCAGCAGAAACAACCACUUGCCAGAAAGCUGUUUCCAAGCUAGCUGAGACGAAUCAAGAAAAACCAGAGCGAGGAACCAAACUCAAGGAAGUGAAGAGUGAUGUAGGUAAGCCAGGAGGUAAUAUGUCAAAGGAAGUGGUGCCCAUGGAAACAGAGCGACAGACCAAAGAGCAAGGAGAAACAGAGUGCAAGAAAAGAAUUACAAUCGAGAGAACAGUUAUCGAGGGAGUUGAGGAAGAGACAGGAAAGCCACAACAAAUCAUCCCGACAGACAAAACCCUGGCUGAGGAAGCAGAGAAAAAAGCAGAAAAACCAGGAGGAACUCUGCCCCAGGGAGAAUCUACCUCCAAGAAAGCUACUUCUCUGGGAAUUAAGUCUCCUACAAUGGAACCUUCUCCAAUGGUUGCUGUCCAGAAAUCCUCAAUCGAGUACCCUGUGCCCAUUGAAGCUAGAUCCCUUGAAAUCAACCUCCAGCAAAAAGAGUUGAGUGAAACUGGUGCUUUAGAUAGAGAUGCCACAUCCAAAGGGGCCACAGCAACCGCUUCCAAUUUGAACACAAGAGAAUCCAAGUCCCAGCCAGAGGUAACCUUGCCCACUGGGGUCACACCUUUCAAAACAAAAGUCAAGGAAUCUGAAACCAUGGAAUGUCGUCCUAAGAUUUCCAGCCUCAAGGAAGCUUUGCCUAGAAGAGCCUCACCCAGGAGAACUAGGUCCACUAAAGCUUUAAUAGACAACAUGACCAAGGAAUCCCCAGUGGCCUCUCCUUUGAAGACUCGAUCAUCUAGUGGUAGUGAAACGGAAACCAAUUUGAAAGAAAACACAGCUGAGGUUGAAGGCCAAGGAAAGCCAGCCGAAACAGCAAUUUCACCAGAAGCUCUUUCCGAGGAGUCAUCAGGUACUAAGACAGUAUCAAAAGAGAUCACACACGAAGACAUCAUACCUGCAGAGGAAGCCCUGCCAAAAGAAACUCUUGCCAGUAACGCCACACUCAAAAGAAUCGCAUCUAAGGAGACAACGUCCAAAAGGGAGAUCCCACCAAAAGUGGUUAAACCAAAGAAAGCCUCAGCAAGCAACACCAAGGAUGUAGAAACCACACCCAAAUCAACAUCCAAGGAGCUUUCUCUGAGAAUCUCUACCAAAGAGUCUAAACCUGUAGAAGAUGAGCCAUUAAACUCUUCAGCUGAGAAACCAUCACAUAGAAUGGCUACACGUACGGAAACUACUGUCAAAGUUACUGCACCUGAAUCCACCAUAAGUGAAGUUCCGCAGAAGCAAGCCAAACUCAAGGAAAUUUCACCCAAGGAUGCUAUGUCCAAGACAGUGUCUCCCAGGAAGGAGGCACCCAAGGGAGCUUAUCAGAAGGAUGUUGGAUCAAGACUAAAAGCAGCAUCUAUUGCAAGUCCCAAGUCUAUUUAUUCAGUUGCAUCAGUUUCCUCAAAGACUCUCUCAACACCAAACCCUUCACACCUUAAAGAUACAGGCUCCACAACAAUCCUCUCUAAGGUUUUGGCAUCAUCUCCUAAAAGAAGUUCAACUCGCUUAACAAAUGUACAAAGUAAGACAGUACUGUCUGUAACUGAGACCCAACCUAAAGGGAGUGUCCAGAAAAAGGCAUCUAAAGAAACCUCUUCAAAAGAGGACACAUCUGUGAUUUCUUCAAAAUAUACCUUAGUAGACAGUGUAUCAGAUAAAUCUACACCUGAACAGACAGACGCAGCUGACAAAAUAUCUGCUGAGUCACAGAAGAAGGUUCAGCAAGCACCCAAAACUGCAAAAGAACAUGCACGAGAAACACCCAUUAAGACAGAGGUCACAGACUCUGGUGGGGAUGCAACUACCAAGACUGUCGUAGCUAAAGGAAAAGUGCCAUCUAAGAAAGCCAGAAGUCCAACUGACACCUCUGUGAGGAAGUCAGACCGGGUCACCAAAACAGAAAAGAAACAACCUCUGUCAGUCUCUGCAGCAUCCACUUUGCCAGCCAAGCAGGACAGCUCUAAACAAGCAACUUUAGAAGUCCAAGAUUCCGAUCAGGGAUCUUCAGUCCAAAAGAAAAGCUCAAUCCUGGGUACUUCUGAGCCUACUCAAUUAACCUCAUCCUCCCCGGGUCCCAUGGUGGUUAAAUAUGUAGGAUCUAAAUCUCCUAGUUCACUGAAUGCCUCUCCAGCACAACAAAGCCCUCACAAGCUAAAUCUAUCAGCUGAUGCAUCUGCUGAUGAGGAGCGAGGAGAGUACAUGGAUGUCGAAAAACUAAUGGCUGGUGAUGUCAUCAUCCUGGAUGAAGACAGUGACCAAGAGAUGGAUACAACAUAUGAUGGUGAAGAAGACAUCAUCAGCAGUACUGUAGGAGACAUCUCCAAUAUCUCUGGAGAUGUAUCCAAUAUCUCUGGAGAUGUCUCAGGAGAAGAAGAGGAACUUGGAGACGACGUCUGGAUUGUGGAGGAUGUCGAGGGUGAUGUGGAGGGCGAUGUGGAGGAUGUAGUGGGUUAUGUGGAGGAAGAAGAGGGUAAUAGGGGGGAAGAAGGUGAUAUUGUUGAUGUGGUGGAUACGGCAAUUGAUCUGGAGGAUGUUGAGGGUUAUGUGGAUGAUGUUGAGGGUUUUGUGGAGGAGGAAGAAGAGGGUGAUAUGGAGAAUAUGGAGGAUGCAGAAGGUGAUGUGGAGGAUGUUGAGGGUUAUGUGGAAGAUGCGGCGAGUUAUGUGGAGGAUGUUGAAGGUUAUGUUGAAGAUGAAGAGGGUUUUGUGGAGGAUAUAGAGGGUUAUGUGGAGGACGUAGAAGGUUAUAUGGAAGAUGUGGAGGGAGAUGUGGAGGAUGUUGAGGGUUAUGUGGAAGGCGUGGAGGAUGUUGAGGGUUAUCUUGAAGACGUUGAGGGUUUUGUGGAGGAUAUAGAGGGUGACGAGGAAGCAGGCUUUGAGAUGCCCCAUUUUGGAGAGAUGUUUUCCAUCGAUGAGGUCGGGGAAUCGGAAGAGGAGGAGAUGGAGGCAGAAGAGGUUGGAGAUCAGGAUGUGCAUCAGGUGGAAGAAUGGGAAGUUCUGUCUGAAGCAGAAGAAGAUUGAUGGAAUACCUUUGUUUUGGUCUGCAUCUGCUAGAGUCCACAUAAUAAAUCUACCCAUUUUUUUUAUGAAGUGUGUUCUUUUGCAUCAGCUUCUAGAGAAAACUGGGACUUGGGUGGCAGCGUUAAAGGAUUGAAGUCUAUUCAGAGAGCAUCUUAUUCAUUAAAGUAAGACUUUGUAUAAUACAUGUACAUUUAAAAAAACGAAUUACAUCAAUGGAAUUAUCUAUUGCUUGAAUUAAUUUCACAAGAAAAAAAGUGUUUAUAAUUGUUGUAAUUGAAGUUGGUACUACAUGUGUAUUGAACAUGUUGGGCAGAUUAUUCAGUACAAACUGCUAAAGCCCUUGCUUCAAGUACUAGGCGAUAGACACUAAUUCAAGAAGAAAAUAGGUAAUCCAUGUCGAUUAGCUUUCAAUUAAAUCUGUGUACAAACUAAAAGUUUGAAACACCUCUUCAUUGGAUCUUAUAAUUUACAUGUAUUUGGAAAUAACUCUACCAACAUUACCACACAUACCUAUCAUAAUCCUUUGUGUUUCGGUAAAACUGAUUAUUUGCACACAGUGUACCCAGAUUGGCAUACAUGUACAUGUUGGACAAAUAGACAAAUCCGGUGGCAGCCAUUUUCUGCGGUGGUGCAAGCCUCGCGUGAGUCGCGCUCAGGCAGUACACUGCACUCCGGGCUCCUUCGACCAAUAGUAAUACCAAAGUGUGUACGCGACUCGUCUUUAAGAACGCGUGCAGCAUGCGCGUGAGUGUGACACCACCGCAGUAAAAGCUCGGUCGCCGGAUUCCAGCACAGCUGAAUCCGGAGGGCAGAAUUAGAAGCUGUUACUGCGGUGGUACCACACUCACGCGAGGUGUACGCGCAUUUUCAUAACUCUAUUGGUUGAAGGAGCCCAGUGCGUGCAAACUACCUGAGAAUGACUCACGUGAACCUAGUGUGCCACCUCAGAAAACUGGCUGUCACUGGAUUAGUUUAUACAUGGUAAAAGCUAUAACUUCAGCGUGCACAUAUUUGUUAGUGCUUUUCCCUGGUGAUACUUAUUGUGUCUGAUAAUAAGCCUGCGGUAUUUGUCAUUAUAUAUCCAAAGUACAUGAGAUGCGAUAAAUUGUUGAGA